GGCAACACUGGCCACGUCGCAUGCUGGACUUGUUUAUAAUUGUUAACAAUGCAGUUCCACUUUAAAAUCGCCGAUGCUGAAAGGGAUAAGGAUAAUGUAGCGGCUUCCAGCAAUGUUGGUGCCAAUCCACAUGCUGCCCUGCAACCACAACAGCCGGUGGCGCUGGUGGAGCCCAAGGAUGCACAGCACGAGAUCAGAUUGCAAAAUAUAGUGGCCACUUUCUCAGUGAACUGCGAACUGGACCUCAAGGCCAUAAACUCACGCACCAGGAACUCGGAAUACUCACCCAAACGUUUUCGGGGCGUUAUCAUGCGGAUGCACUCGCCCAGGUGCACAGCGUUGAUUUUUCGGACGGGCAAGAUUAUCUGCACGGGUGCUCGCAACGAAAUCGAGGCAGACAUCGGCUCUCGAAAGUUUGCUCGCAUUCUGCAGAAGCUGGGAUUUCCCGUGAAGUUUAUGGAAUACAAAUUGCAGAACAUUGUGGCCACCGUUGAUCUGCGAUUUCCUAUCCGUCUAGAAAACCUCAACCAGGUGCACGGCCAGUUCAGCUCCUAUGAGCCAGAGAUGUUCCCAGGCCUUAUAUACCGCAUGGUCAAGCCACGCAUCGUUCUCCUGAUCUUUGUAAACGGUAAGGUUGUCUUUACGGGUGCCAAAUCGCGCAAGGACAUCAUGGACUGCCUGGAGGCAAUAUCACCCAUCCUACUCAGCUUCCGAAAGACGUAAAAAGAUCUACUAAUUUUUUUGUUAUCCACUAUACAUUUACUUAGUUAAGUCCACAUUCUUACGAACAAUUAACUUUACAUGUAUAGCUUUUUUUAAGUAAUGGGAAGGAAUUCUAUGAGACCAGGAAAUUCCGUUUUUACAAAUAAUUUAAAAUAAGGUUUAGUUAGUAAUUCAGAUAUUGCAUGUAUACAAAUAAUAAUAACUUCACGCAAAUGAA
Messenger RNA from Drosophila ficusphila, 940 nucleotides. Its product is annotated as TBP-related factor. Bases 49 to 723 code for a protein of 224 amino acids. The transcript is spliced from 2 exons. NCBI's taxonomy places the organism in Eukaryota, Metazoa, Arthropoda, Insecta, Diptera, Drosophilidae. Gene Ontology annotation, biological process: DNA-templated transcription initiation. Gene Ontology annotation, molecular function: DNA binding; RNA polymerase II general transcription initiation factor activity. The record is from RefSeq and is a predicted model, not a curated record.